AUGUCUUUGGCUGUGAGAAAUGUCAAAUCUAUUGUCCCACUUCUCGAUCGCGUACUCGUACAGCGUAUCAAAGCGCAACAGAAAACUGCCGCUGGUAUUUUAAUCCCUGAAAAAUCACUAGAAACAUUAAAUGAGGGGCAAGUUAUAUCUGUGGGCAAAGGCACAUUAAAUAAGGAUGGAAAACAUAUUUCAAAUCAAGUUAAACCCGGAGACCGUGUCCUCCUCCCCUCAUAUGGAGGCAGUACUAUUAAAGUUGGAGAUGAGGAGUAUAUUUUAUUCAGAGACUCGGAAAUUCUGGCUAAAAUUGAAGAAAAAUCCUAA
Acaulospora morrowiae is the source of this 321-nucleotide messenger RNA. Lineage: Eukaryota; Fungi; Glomeromycota; Glomeromycetes; Diversisporales; Acaulosporaceae. The record is from the annotation of a GenBank genome assembly.